Molecule: messenger RNA, 1190 nt
Organism: Peromyscus maniculatus bairdii (prairie deer mouse)
Lineage: Eukaryota; Metazoa; Chordata; Mammalia; Rodentia; Cricetidae
Source: RefSeq, a predicted model, not a curated record
GCUCCUUCCGUCGGUGGUUUCUUCCUUCCUGCUCCGCCGGCGUCUGUCGCGACAUGGGGAAGAGGUCGUUUUUCGCCAGCACCACCUGAGGAGCCCCUGGAGCCGCGAUGGAAGAGGAUCAGGAGCUGGAGAGGAAAGCCAUAGAAGAAUUGCUGAAGGAGGCAAAGCGUGGGAAAACCAGAGCAGAGACAAUGGGACCGAUGGGCUGGAUGAAGUGUCCUCUUGCUGGUACAAAUAAAAGAUUCCUAAUUAACACAAUUAAGAACACAUUGCCCUCCCAUAAAGAGCAAGACCAUGAACAAAAGGAGGGCAGCAAGGAACCCGGCCACAGCCAAGACCAGCAGGAGACCAGCUCCAAGAAGCACAGAAGCCACUCCUCCAAGCGCGGCCUGCACUCGGCCCGGGGCUCCGUGGGCCACUCGCCCCCCAGGAAGCGCUCCUCCCGGGACAAGUGCGACUCCCGAGCCAGCAGGCGAUGAGUGGAGCCCAGGGCAGCCCAGUGCUGUGCCUGCACUGGGUCAGUGAGGACAGGGCGGUGGCAGGGCUCUGACACCCGAGAAUGACUCUCCAGGGGGUCCUUUGCCAUCAUCAUAAGGUGGCUGCUGUUGUGUUGUUUUUGUUGUUAACAGGAAAAAACAAAAAACCUUUACCAAACAAACCUUCCCUCCCUUGUCCUGAAGGUGUCAUGGCGAGAGUCAGUGGACAUAGCAUCGCCAUGCACAUCCGUGUUGUUUUUAUCCCGUCUUGUUUGCAAGUUAGCUUCAGAACAAGCCGUGCUAGGAAUUAAAGUUUUCAGGUUGUUGAAAACCAGUCCCAGUUCUUUGAUGUGCUGCACCUCUGGGGCCAUUUCCCAGGUGUGCUGCACCUCUGGGGCCAUUUCCCAGGUGUGCUGUACUUUUGUGGCCAUUUCCCAGGUGUGCUGCACCUCUGGGGCCAUUUCCCAGGUGUGCUGCACCUCUGUGGCCAUUUCCCAGGUGUGCUGCACCUCUGGGGCCAUUUCCCAGGUGUGCUGCACCUCUGGGGCCAUUUCCCAGGUGUGCUGCACCUCUGUGGCCAUUUCCCAGGUGUGCUGCACUUUUGUGGCCAUUUCCCAGAUGUGCUGCACCUUUGUGGUCAUUUCCCAGAUGUGCUGCACUUUUGUGGCCAUUUCCCAGAAUUUCUCAAAACAAAAUAAAAUACUUAGAAACGCU